Molecule: messenger RNA, 2297 nt
Organism: Emys orbicularis (European pond turtle)
Lineage: Eukaryota; Metazoa; Chordata; Testudines; Emydidae
Gene: SMAD5
Product: SMAD family member 5
Exons: 7
Coding region: 353-1750 (465 amino acids)
Biological process (GO): transforming growth factor beta receptor signaling pathway; SMAD protein signal transduction; regulation of transcription by RNA polymerase II
Cellular component (GO): heteromeric SMAD protein complex
Molecular function (GO): RNA polymerase II cis-regulatory region sequence-specific DNA binding; DNA-binding transcription factor activity, RNA polymerase II-specific; I-SMAD binding
Source: RefSeq, a predicted model, not a curated record
CGGUGGCACCUUACAGACUAGCAGACUUAUUUGGGCAUAAGCUUUUGUGAGUAAAAACCCCCACUUCUGAUGCAUCUGAAGAAAUGGGUGUUUUACCCAUGAAAGCUUAUGAACAAGAAAGAUGACAGAUACUUCCCUGUGAGGGGAGUGGAAAGAGUAGGGACUGUUUAGUUUAGUGAAGAGGCUUCAGAUAGGACAUGAGAGGACUAAAUUAGAAGAAUCGUCCCUUUUGCUUUAUAAGUGACAUCUAUUCAAUCAGGUGUUGUCUUCCAAGAAAUAAUACAGUUGGUCAGUUGCUUCUUGUAGACAUUGACAUUUAUUUAUAGAAAGGUUUUCUGAAGACUUGUGUCAAAUGACGUCAAUGGCCAGUUUGUUCUCUUUUACUAGCCCAGCUGUAAAGCGUUUAUUGGGCUGGAAACAAGGAGAUGAAGAGGAAAAAUGGGCGGAAAAGGCAGUUGAUGCUUUGGUAAAAAAGUUGAAAAAGAAAAAGGGUGCUAUGGAAGAAUUAGAAAAAGCCUUGAGCAGUCCCGGACAACCCAGCAAGUGUGUUACUAUUCCUCGUUCUUUAGAUGGGAGACUUCAAGUUUCUCACAGAAAAGGCCUGCCCCAUGUUAUAUACUGUCGUGUCUGGCGUUGGCCUGAUCUUCAGAGUCAUCAUGAGUUGAAGCCAUUGGAUAUUUGUGAAUUUCCUUUUGGAUCUAAACAGAAGGAAGUUUGUAUUAAUCCUUACCACUACAAAAGGGUGGAGAGCCCAGUUCUACCUCCAGUGUUAGUGCCUAGACAUAGUGAAUUCAAUCCACAGCACAGCCUUCUAGUUCAGUUCAGGAACCUAAGCCACAAUGAACCGCACAUGCCACAAAAUGCUACGUUUCCAGAUUCUUUCCAGCAACCCAACAGCACUCCGUUUUCCAUUUCACCAAACAGCCCCUACCCACCUUCUCCAGUGAGCAGCACUUACCCGAGUUCCCCUGCCAGUUCUGGACCAUCUAGUCCAUUUCAGCUACCAGCUGAUACUCCACCUCCUGCAUAUAUGCCUCCUGAAGAUCAGAUGGGGCAGGAUAAUUCACAGUCUAUGGACACAAGCAACACUAUGAUUUCUCAAAUUAUGCCAAAUAUAUCCAGCAGAGAUGUUCAACCUGUUGCUUAUGAAGAGCCCAAGCACUGGUGUUCAAUUGUGUACUAUGAAUUAAACAAUCGCGUUGGAGAGGCUUUUCACGCAUCUUCCACCAGUGUCUUAGUGGAUGGAUUUACAGAUCCUUCUAACAAUAAAAACAGGUUCUGCUUAGGUUUGCUGUCCAAUGUUAAUCGCAACUCAACUAUUGAGAACACUAGGCGACAUAUUGGAAAAGGAGUUCAUCUCUACUAUGUUGGUGGGGAAGUCUAUGCUGAGUGCUUAAGUGACAGCAGCAUAUUUGUACAGAGCAGGAACUGCAACUACCAUCAUGGCUUUCACCCUACAACUGUGUGCAAGAUUCCCAGUGGCUGCAGCCUUAAAAUUUUUAACAAUCAGGAGUUUGCUCAGCUUUUAGCUCAGUCUGUCAACCAUGGAUUUGAGGCAGUGUAUGAGCUCACCAAAAUGUGCACCAUUCGAAUGAGUUUUGUAAAGGGUUGGGGAGCGGAAUAUCACCGGCAAGAUGUCACAAGCACCCCAUGCUGGAUAGAAAUUCAUCUUCAUGGGCCCCUUCAGUGGCUGGAUAAAGUACUUACACAAAUGGGCUCACCACUUAAUCCCAUCUCUUCAGUUUCAUAGUGCUUCAGUAUUACCUUCAACUCUACCUUUAGUGAACUUAUUUUAAUUCUUCCAGUGUGGAUACUGUGAGCUAGAUGGAGAACAGAUAUGGUUUAACUUUUUACCCCCUUUGUGACCAAUUCCAUUACAUAUUGUUGAUUUAUUUUUACAUUUCAAUUUGCUCUUGUGAUACUAAAGUGACAAUUUAGCCCUAUUGGGGAAAGUGGGGUGCGAAGUCUCUUGAAAAAUUUGCAACACUUUUCCCCCCUCUUCAUAUGAAACUUAAACAGGUAUAUGUCUAACUGGAACAUAUUUUCUUCACUGUCACAUAGGGACAAGAAUUUUGAAGACAGAUUUUAGGAGUAAAUACAUAUCAUAGAUUUUUAGUGUUAAUAGAACUGUACAUGUGCAGCUCCAGAUUUCAAUCAUUAUUUUAUAUGUAGCUGUGUAACAUCUUAUGGAAGACUUCUGUCAUAAACAAAGUUAGCCUUUAUUACAGCAAAGUUUGCCUCAAUUUGAACAAUGUGAUUUAAGUGUACACCUCUUGAAAUACCUUUUUUUUUUUUUU